Messenger RNA from Nymphalis io (European peacock), 2890 nucleotides. It is a transcript of the gene Nup62, whose product is annotated as nuclear pore glycoprotein p62-like. The coding region runs from base 115 to 2586 and encodes 823 amino acids. The record is from RefSeq and is a predicted model, not a curated record. The transcript has 13 exons. Gene Ontology annotation, molecular function: structural constituent of nuclear pore; phospholipid binding. Gene Ontology annotation, biological process: RNA export from nucleus; protein import into nucleus. Gene Ontology annotation, cellular component: nuclear pore; nuclear pore central transport channel. NCBI's taxonomy places the organism in Eukaryota, Metazoa, Arthropoda, Insecta, Lepidoptera, Nymphalidae.
CAUUUAUUUGUUGUGACAUUGAUAUAGUUUUAUGUAUUGCGACUAUUUCUGAAAACUAUUUAAUAAAAAUAACUUUACAAUAAAUACUGGUAUCUUAAUAAUUAAUUAUAAACAAUGAGUUUUUCAUUUGGUCAAGCAGUAACAACUUCGGGUAGUACUUUUGGGACUACUACAUCUUCAGGGUCACUUUUUGGUGGUGGCGACAACAAAGCAUUCCAAGGAGGCACUGAUAAUAAAACAAAUGUCUUUGGUAGUCCUACAAGUACACCACCAUUUGGUGGUUUUGCCCUUGGAGCUAAAACUACAGCUUCAUCAAGUCUAUUUUCAACACCAGCUACAAAUGCGAGUUCUGCUUUCGGUGCCAACAAACCUCUAUCAUUCGGAGGUUUUACAUCACCGCCAGUGCAAACAGUGGGCAGUCCCGGCUUUGGACAACAAAAACCAGCAAAUGCAACAGACAAACCGCAGUCAGCAUUUGGAACAGCUACUCAACAGGCUCCAGCGUUCGGUACACCAGCAACUCAAGCAUCAAUGUUUGGUUCUCCGACGGGCACUGGUUUCGCCUUCGGUAAAACGGGAAGUAGUUUUAAUUUUAACACACCUGCUUCUGGUUUUUCUGCACCUCAGACAGCUGCGGUCACAACAACAACUGCCCAACAAACGGCACAGCCUUUCAACCAAAAUGCAACAACAGCGGGACAGCAAUCAUCACUAGGCUUUGGACAAUCUGCAUUCGGUUCAAAACCAUUCAGCUUCAAUGCUAAUACUGCUUCUACUACUGCGGGAGGAUCGAGUUUUGGGACAGCACCGUCGUUUUCAUUCGCACAAACUGGUCAAACUACUGGUCAAGCAACACAACAACAGCAGCAACAACCACCAAGCUUCGGAUCAACAUUCACCACUCAACAACCAACAUUUGGUAGCACAACAACGACUCAAUCGAGUUCGUAUUUUGGCAACACCCAACCUACACCAUCUUUUGGAGGUCAAACAACUGCAGCUCAGGGUUUCGGAGCACCACAGACAACACAACAAUCUUUGAAUUUCGGAAAUGUUCAAACGAGUCAACCACCAGCUUUUGGAGCAAAUCAAGCAACUCAACCAGCCUUUGGAGCGACUGCUACUACUCAAUCAGCUUUUGGAACGACACCAACUUCUCAAACAGCUUUUGGAACAGUCUCAACUCCUCAACCUGCUUUUGGAACAACACCAACCACCCAAACGGCCUUUGGCGCAACUGCAACGAGUCAACCGGCCUUUGGAACGACUCAAACGAGUCAACCGACUUUCGGAACGACCCCAACGAGUCAACCGGCCUUCGGGACUACUCAAACGAGUCAACCGGCCUUCGGAACAACCCCAACGAGUAAAACAGCCUUUGGGAUAACAUCAACGCCACAAUCAGGCUUCGGCACAACUCCCACCACCCAAUCUGCUUUUGGAACAUCACCAGCAACACAGUCUGCUUUUGGAACAACGCCAACAACUCAAUCAGCCUUCGGUUCAACUCCGGCAACUCAAGCGAGCUUUGGGGCACCUCAAACUAGCCAAGCACUAAGCUUUGCGAAAACUCCAACGAGUCAGCCGCCAAACUUCGCGAUACCAACACUUCCAAACACUUCAGCUGCAAAAACGAUUCAACCAACAUUUGGUCAAACAAGCCAACCAUCAACAUUUGGUACGACGGCUCAAACAACACAAACGGCUACACUGAGCUUUGGAACAACCAGCCAAACUACUCAACCAACAAGCUUGGCGACUAGCACUCAGUCCGGGUUUGGCUUUGGGGCUAAGACUGCGAGUACUACAUCCAGCGGUCUCUCUUUCGGCACAACUUCAACUUUGUCAUUUGGCAAACCGACUUCGACUGCUGCAACAUCAGGGACAACAUCAACUACAACGCCAUCUGGUAUAACGGCGUUAGGGAAAUCAACUGCAGCAACUAUGCCGUCAUUGACAACGGCUACUACCACAACAGCCGCAGGACCGCCAGCGAUGAUAUCAUCGAUAACAUUCUCACAGCUAGAGGAGAGCAUCAACAAGUGGACGUUAGAACUUGAAGAACAGGAGAGCAGUUUCAUUAACCAAGCCACACAGAUCAACGCUUGGGACAGACUACUGGUCGCCAAUGGCGAGAAGAUUCUAGAACUUAAUGACGCAGUGGAGACGGUCAAAAAUGAACAACAAAGCUUAGAACACGAACUGGAUUUCGUACUCGCUCAGCAGAAGGAGCUGGAAGAUCUUCUGGCCCCACUCGAGAAACAACUUCUAGAAGACAAGAGCGAUAGGAUGAGAGAUCCAGAGAGAGAACACAUGUACACGCUAGCCGAAACGUUGGACACGCAACUACGUCAGAUGUCAGAAGAUCUCAAGGAGGUCAUUGAACAUCUGAACGAAACGAACAGGAGUCAAGAUAACAAUGAUCCCAUCGUUCAAAUCGGCCGUAUUCUCAAUGCUCAUAUGUCAUCAAUGCAAUGGAUAGACAGCUCCAUAGCUCAGAUAUCAACUAAGCUGGACCAAUUGAAGACCACGCACGACACGCUGAGGCGAGACAACGAGAGAUCCUUUCAACUAACAUAUAAUUGAUAUUGAACUAUGUUUUUGUAAAAUUAUUUAAAUAAGUAUUACUUUUUCUGUCGAGAUAUAAGUUCCGGGUUAUUAAAUAUUUUAAAAAUCAGCAUUUUGUAACAAGAUAAUGUUGUACCAAUAAAUGGUCAAAACUGUUAGUGAAACAUCAAAAAUAUUUGUGUUCGUUCGCACGUUCAAUUUUGGGAAAUCUGUUGUAAUUUUUAUUGUUUGUAUUUUGUUUUAAUCUUUAGAAUUACAUUUAUUAUUUAUACCAUUAAUCAAAUACUAAAUAAUAAAAAAGUUUCUUUGUUAUGUAAAGCAA